This is a messenger RNA of Carcharodon carcharias (great white shark), 1756 nucleotides long. RefSeq names its product zinc finger protein 271-like. Gene Ontology annotation, molecular function: RNA polymerase II cis-regulatory region sequence-specific DNA binding; DNA-binding transcription activator activity, RNA polymerase II-specific. The record is from RefSeq and is a predicted model, not a curated record. The coding region runs from base 8 to 1387 and encodes 459 amino acids. Gene Ontology annotation, cellular component: nucleus. The transcript has 4 exons. NCBI's taxonomy places the organism in Eukaryota, Metazoa, Chordata, Chondrichthyes, Lamniformes, Lamnidae. Gene Ontology annotation, biological process: regulation of transcription by RNA polymerase II.
CUGCACCAUGGAGAAGCCGUGGAAAUGUGGGGACUGUGGGAAGGGAUUCAAUUAUCCAUCUACCCUCGAAAUUCAUCGACGCAGUCACACUGGGGAGAGGCCGUUCACCUGUUUCAUGUGUGAAAAGGGAUUCACUAAUUCAUCUGAUCUUCUCAUGCACCAGCGGGUUCACACUGGGGAGAGGCCAUUCACCUGUUCCUUGUGUGGGAAGGGAUUCACUCGGUCACCCCACCUGCUGACACACCAGCGGGUUCACACUGGGGAGAGGCCGUUCACCUGCUCCAUGUGUGGGAAGGGAUUUACUCAGUCAUCUGACCUGCUGACACACCAGCGGGUUCACACUGGGGAGAGGCCAUUCACCUGCGCCGAGUGUGGGAAGGGAUUCGCUCAGUCUUCCCGCCUCACUGAACAUCAACUUGUUCACACCGAAAAGAGACCUUUUGAAUGUUCUGUAUGUGCGAAGAUGUUUAAAAGCAGACGUGAAGUGCUGAAACACCAGCUCGUUCACACGGGGGAGAGGCCGUUCACCUGCUCGGUGUGUGGGAAAGGAUUCACCCGUUCAUGUAACCUCUUGCGACACCAGCGAGUUCACACUGGGGAAAAGUUGUUCACCUGCUGUGAGUGUGGGAAAGGAUUCACUCAGUCAUCCAACCUGGUGAGACACCAGCGAGUUCACUCUGUCGUACCGGUGCCAAUGAUUGAGUUCUGGGUGAAUCCCAAGGAAUCCCCUCUGGAGCAGCUUUCCUGCAGCACGGCGCUUCAGUGGAGCAGCGUGCACAGUGUGGGCAAGGUCAAGGAGGCCGAGCGAAGUCAACCUCAGUAUCACCGGAUUUUGAACAUGGAAGCAAAGAGCACCGUCCGCAAUGGGGAGAAACCGUACGUGUGUUCCGUGUGCGGUCAAGGCUACAGCCGAUCAUCUGGCCUGUUGAAACACAAGCACAGUCACACGGGGGAGAAACCGUAUAAAUGUGGAGACUGUGGGAAGGGAUUCAGUUACCCCUCUGAACUGGAAACCCAUCGGCGCAACCACACCGGGGAGAGGCAGUUCACCUGCUCCGUGUGUGGGAAGGGAUUCACUCAGUCAUCCACCCUCGUGACGCAUCGGCGAAUUCACACCGGGGAGAGGCCGUUCGGCUGCUCCGAAUGCGGGAAGCGAUUCACUCAUUCAUACAACCUGCAGAACCACCAGAGGAUUCACACUGGGGAGAGGCCGUUCCUCUGCUCUGUCUGUGGGAUGGGAUUCACGCAUUCAUCCAACCUGCUGUCGCACCAGCGAGUUCACACCGGGGAGAAGCCAUUCACCUGCUCUGACUGUGGGAAAGGAUUCACUCGUUUAUCCAACCUGCGGAAACACCAGAGCAGUCACACUGACAAGAAACCUUUUUGAAUGCUCAACUGCGUGAAAUGCUGUUGAAGUGUGAGGGGAACUGAUGUCCCAUUAACAUGCUCACACUGACGAGAGACUGUUAAGCUGCUCUCACUGCGGGACUGGGUUCAGGCGAUCAUCUCAACUCAUUGUACACUUUCGUGCUGACAUGGGAAGAGGCUGUUCACCUGCUCCAUAUAUGGGGAGGGAUUUAUUCAUUUGUCCAGCCUGUUGACACACCAACGAGUUCACAAGUAACUACUGUGAUUAGAUUCUGCUGUUAGUAACACACAGGACUGAAAUGUGUUCUUUGGGUUUGUUUCUGCUGAUGUUAAUAAACUCCAGCUCAACUAGAGGGGUUCAUAUUUUGGAUAAAGGACAAAUAAAUCA